AUGUUUCGCAGACACGACAAGGACACCUCUAAGGGAAGCAAGAAGGAUACUAACAAGUCUCAUCCAAUGACCGACGCAGCAAAGAGUGGUCGUCCAGGCAACCUCGACGCCUCCCAACAGGAGGCGCUCGACCAGUUCCGCUCCAUCAUCCAGCAGAAGGGCCUCUUCAACCCAGAGCGUCACGACGAUGCCUGCUUGUGUCGAUUCCUUCGUGCUCGAAAGUGGGACUUGCCAGCCACAGAGGCCAUGUUCACCGAGGCCGAAAAGUGGAGGGCCGAGUUCAAGGUCGAGCAGCUUUACCACUCUUUCGAGUACCCCGAAAAGGAGAAGGUCGAUCAGUACUAUCCCCAGUACUACCACAAGACUGACAAAGACGGUCGUCCGAUCUACAUUGAGCAGCUCGGCAAGCUCGAUCUCAAGGCUCUUUACCAAGUCACCACUCCAGAACGUCAGAUCCAGAAGCUCGUCGUCGAGUACGAAAAGUUCCAGCGAGAACGUCUUCCCGUCUGCUCCGCUCACAAGCGAGAGCUCGUCGAGACUUCCUGCACCAUCAUGGACCUUAAGAACGUCGGUAUCUCUCAAUUCUGGAAGGUCUCCGGAUACGUUCAGCAGGCCUCCAACAUCGGUCAGCACUACUACCCUGAGACGAUGGGCAAGUUCUACAUCAUCAACUCGCCCUACAUCUUCACCACUGUCUGGUCCGUCAUCAAGGGCUGGCUCGACCCCGUCACCGUCGACAAGAUCAAGAUUCUCGGUCACAAGUACCAAGACGAGCUCCUCCAGCAGAUCCCUGCCGAAAACUUGCCCGCCAGCCUUGGAGGCAAGUGCGACUGUCAACGUGGAUGCUCUCUUUCCGACGCAGGGCCGUGGAACACUGAGGAAGGUCGUCAGAUCAUCGACAAGGUCAGGGUAGAGGAGAAGCACAAGAGGGAACAGCACGAGCGCAAUGCCUCCCUUGUUGCUACCGAUGCUUCCACCCACGAUGCUUCUACCCACGAUGCUUCUACCCCCGCUGCUCCCGUUGCCCAAAACGGCUCGGCACCUGCUUAA
Ustilago hordei is the source of this 1050-nucleotide messenger RNA. RefSeq names its product putative SEC14 -phosphatidylinositol(PI)/phosphatidylcholine(PC) transfer protein. The record is from RefSeq and is a predicted model, not a curated record. Lineage: Eukaryota; Fungi; Basidiomycota; Ustilaginomycetes; Ustilaginales; Ustilaginaceae. The transcript has a single exon. The coding region runs from base 1 to 1050 and encodes 349 amino acids.